Molecule: messenger RNA, 2094 nt
Organism: Drosophila sechellia
Lineage: Eukaryota; Metazoa; Arthropoda; Insecta; Diptera; Drosophilidae
Gene: Srp54
Product: splicing regulatory protein 54
Exons: 1
Coding region: 121-1659 (512 amino acids)
Cellular component (GO): nucleoplasm
Molecular function (GO): RNA binding
Source: RefSeq, a predicted model, not a curated record
AACAUUGGGACGCGUUGCAACCCUCUCUUUUUUUCGCUUGCUCUUGUAGGUUAAUUGAAAACACUUUUAUUGCAAAUAAACCUCUUGCCGAGCCGAGGGCAAACCGAUAAACUGGCAAACAUGGCUGGCGGCAACACCCCGCGUGUGAUCCAGGUGACCAACAUAGCGCCGCAGGCCACCAAGGACCAGAUGCAGACGCUGUUCGGGAACAUUGGCAAGAUUGAGGAGAUCCGCCUGUACCCGACAAUCCGUGAUGUCUCCUGUCCGGUGCAGUCGCGCAUCUGCUAUGUGAAAUACACGGACACGACCAGUGUGCCGGUGGCGCAGCACCUGACCAACACGGUGUUCAUCGAUCGCGCCCUGAUCGUCAUACCCGUUCUGGCCAUACCCGAGGAGUAUCGGGCCCUGGAGAUGCUCAAGAACGGAACCAUUGUGCCGGGUCUCCAGAAGCCGGACUCCAAGCUACCGCCCGAAGUCAUUAACCGCAUCGAGGGACAGCUGCCGCAGCAGGUCAUCAAGACGUACGACCCCAAGUUGGUGGAGUUCAAUCUGCCGGAGUACCCGGCCUUACCCUCGUUCUACGAUGCGCGCAAAAUCGAGGAGAUUCGGCGCACCAUUAUUGUGUGCGAUGUUAAGAACGAGUGGCGCCUAGACGAUCUGAUGGAGUGCUUCCAGCGCGCCGGGGAGGUGAAGUAUGCCCGAUGGGCCGAGAAGGAUAACAAGACGUACUGCAUGAUUGAGUUCUGCGAACAGACCAGCAUUAUUCACGCUCUGCGCAUGCAGGGCCAGGAGUUCAAGGGUGGCCAUUUGAGCGUCUACCACUCCACGUACUCCAUAACCAAGCCGGAGGCCAAGUCGAAUGAGGCAGCCCAGGCUGAGAUUGAGGAGGCCAUGACCAUUGUGAAGGAGGCGCAGAGUAUGAUCUCAGCGGCCAUUGAUCCGGUAAUUGGAAUGCUCGCCAAGGACAAGCGCCGCAGGUCGAGAUCACGGUCCCGUUCCCGGGAACGUCGCACCAGUCGAUCCCGCUCGCAUCGUUCCACAUCAAGGCGUCGUUCCAGGCGUUCCGGUUCCAGAGAGCGACGCAGCGUGUCCCGAUCACGCCGCUCUAGGUCGCGUGGCAAGCACUCGUCCCGUUCUCGCAGCAAGCGCUCAAGAUCCCGACACCGUCGCAGCUCCUCGCGUUCCAGAAGAUCACGUUCCCGUGGCGGCAAGCACUCUCGCUCCUCAAGGUCGCGUGGCAAGCGCUCCAGGUCCCGCCAUCGCCGCAGCACCUCACGCUCACGUAGCUCCCGGUCCCACGGCACUGGUGGAGGCAGUGGCAACGGCAAACGUUCCCGAUCCCGCGAGCGCAGCAAGAAGUCACACCGCAGCGAGAAGCACUCUUCGCGUUCUCCCCGAUCUAGAAGCAAGCGCAGCUCUCCCUCGCCGCCGCCAGCGACCGGCAGUAAGUCACGGUCCAGUCGCAGCAAGGAUCCGGUCAUCGUCUCCGCCAAGUCAUCCCGGCGGCGCGACCGCUCCCGUACUCCCGAAACUCGCAAACUCAAAUCCAUCUCUGAGGACACUGAGGUUAAGAGCUCACGUUCCAGCGCCGAUUCGAAGUCACGCAAAUCGGUUAGUGUCGAGAAGUCGGACAACAUGGACAUCUCCAACUCGCCCUAGACAUAGAGAGAUUGCAUACUACUUUACAAUAAAUACAGAACUUAAGCAACCCCGUCUCCAGUACAACCCGACACCCAUUGUCCUCAAUGAGAUUUGUAUUUCACUCAACUCUGUCAUAGUUUUCAAGUAUAAAGUCUAAUUAAAACUGAAGCAUUUUCCUUCUUAAUGAAAAAAACUUGGUACGUACAUUAUGUGUUGAUAUCUCAGUAUCAUCGCAAUUGAGAUAUUUUACUUUUUUUUGCCAAGUACGAAUUGCUUAUUUGAAAACUAUAACAAUCUUAUUGUCUUCUUACCAGGAAAACACAAGAGAAAUCCAAGUUUAAUUAAUAAAAAACUUUCUAAUGAAGACCGACUUUAUAACUUUGUAUGAUCAACAUUCUGUAAAGAGUACUUAAGUAUGCUAAUUUGCUUUGAUAAAUAUACAUUAAGAACGCA